Messenger RNA from Prorocentrum cordatum, 896 nucleotides. NCBI's taxonomy places the organism in Eukaryota, Dinophyceae, Prorocentrales, Prorocentraceae. The record is from the annotation of a GenBank genome assembly.
UAGGCGGGCACGCAAGGCGCGGGGUAGCCCCCCCCCGCCACCGGCCACCGAACCCAAAUGGGUUUCUCCCUUAGUUGUGUCCUUUUUGUUCUCUUGCCAACGUGUCCACUGGGUCAAACAGACUUGACGGGUAAAAGCUGAAGCGCCCAGCCCUCAUUCGUUCUGUGUAUGGCAUGGCGGGAAUCCUGAUGCCAUUGGUUCUUCAUGCUUGGGACUAUUUGCCAGGGGGGCUGUUUCGUCUGCAAAAUCUUCGACGCCUUCUCGCACGUGACCGUCGGCCUCCUCUUCGUCGUGGCGUCCCUCUUCGAGGAAGCGUGGAUCGUCAAGCCGCACCACAGCCGCGUCGUGAAUUCUGAGCGGUAUUUAGUUGGCAAGGGGUUCCGAGGAACCCAGCGGCCUUGCUUUGACCGAGUUCAGAGGGCGGUGGAGACUGCGCACUCGCUGUGGCCCGUGCCAGGUACCGCGGGCGCAUGGAGUGGAUUGGCGCCGCUGCACGUCAUUGCGCCCGAGGAGAUGAGAGCGGAUGCCGGAUUCCUGGCAUCGGUACAGGCCAUGACUGUGACCCUCUGCCGUCGCCAGGCUUCUGCACUGGAGGAAGUGAUGGAUCGAGCCCUUCAGCUCCAGAGCAGUGGUGAAUCGAAGAUGAAGAGGCAGAGAGUGCGCAAGAAACAAGAGGUCAGCUCCAUCUGCUGCUGGUAGGAGCGAGGGGGGCGACCUGAAGGUGAAGGCCAUCACCUUUCCUCCCUCCUGUGGCUCCUGUGGCUCCUGGAUGUGGGGGUUCGUCCUCUCUUCCUCCUCCCUUCCAUCACCUCCCCUCCUGUCUGGCAUGCCCCGCGCCCGCGCGCAAGACAGAGGUGUGGUGAGAGGACAGCGGCAACGACGCGACGCCUUCCCCC